Apis laboriosa (Himalayan honeybee) is the source of this 1735-nucleotide messenger RNA. Its product is annotated as vesicular glutamate transporter 2.1-like. Gene Ontology annotation, molecular function: transmembrane transporter activity. NCBI's taxonomy places the organism in Eukaryota, Metazoa, Arthropoda, Insecta, Hymenoptera, Apidae. Gene Ontology annotation, biological process: monoatomic anion transport; transmembrane transport. The transcript has 5 exons. Bases 88 to 1686 code for a protein of 532 amino acids. Gene Ontology annotation, cellular component: plasma membrane. The record is from RefSeq and is a predicted model, not a curated record.
UAGUUUCAGUUGUGCACUGUAUAGCCGGUCUAGCCUGUUAUACAGCACGAAUACGUUAACUAAAAAAUUUAUCUAAACAAAAACGCAAUGUUCCGUUACGAAGAGGAGGGAAUUCCCCUUAUAUCGCGAGUAAGAAAACGAUGGCUCCCGACGCGAGUUUUGAUCGGUAUAAUGAUGUUCACGGCCUGCUGGACCAAUUACAUGUUGAGGUUACAAAUGCCAAUCCUGGCCGUGCCGAUGAUCAAGGCUCGGCCCACAGCUGGUGUCAACAUGUCGGGCGCCGCAUGUGACGUUAGAAUACGUCGCGCCAUCGCCUGGCUGGAUCCCGGCAUAUAUCUCGAAGAUUAUAUCCUUGCGGAGAGGUUAGAAGCCGCUCAGAAUGCACUUGCCAAUUCAAAGGCGAACAACGUUCGCGUAAGGAGAGCUGAUACGAAACCGAUCAGGCCGAGUGGUAUAUACAUAUUCAACGGUCUACCUUUCGAUUGGAGGCCCGAAGUUCGCGGCCAAUUAAUAGCCGCGUACAGCUACGGUAAUGUUCCUGGAAAUUUGUUGGGCGGUAUGAUGGCCGUUAAAUGGGGCGCAAAGAACGCGAUACUCUGGACAUCAAUUCUAGCAGUUACGAUAUCGUUCUUCAGCCCAAUCCUCGCACAAUUUCACUGGGGCAUUCUUUUAGUCUCGAGGAUAAUCAUCGGUGUGACCGGUGGUAUAACGUUUCCGGCGUGUCACAGUUUGGUGGCGCGUUGGGCGCCUCCGAACGAGAAGGCACGUUUUGUUUGGUCGUUGCUCGGUGGCACGUUCGGUACCAUUUUCACGUAUCCAUUGGUCGCUGGUAUAGCAGAAUCCUUGGAAUGGGAGAACGGAUGGUACAUUCCAUCGUUGUUAAUGGUGAUUUGGAUAUUUUUCUGGGCGCUUAUCGCAUACGAUUCUCCCGAAGAGCAUCCUGGUAUCUCGGCUGAAGAAAAGGAUUACAUUAUCACUGAACAAGCGGGCACAGUUCGCAAAGUAAAGCCGACGUUGAAACAAACACCGUUAAAAGAAAUAUUUACUUCAAUACCGUUCCUCAGCUUGAUCGUGUGCCAUUUCGGGAAUAUGUUUCUCCUCUUCUUUUAUCAAAACGCCAUGAUGAUUUAUCUAACGAAAGCUUUAGGAUUCGAAUUGACCAGAGGUGGUAUCGCAGCCGCUCUUCCCUGGCUUUUCAGAAUGGUCUUCGGCUUCUUUUUCAGUUGGGCUGGUGAUACGUUGAAGAGAAAGAACAUCUUUCGUGUCACCACUAUACGUAAAGGCGCAACGUUUUUCUCUCACUUCCUGCCUGGAUUCUUCUUCAUUUUGGUCGGAUACGUUGGAUGCAGGUUCGUGCUUGCUAACAUAUUUCUUAUGUUGGCGCUUGGCUUUAACGGAGCGGCGAGCAUCUCCAACCUGUCCAACAAUCAAGAUCUUUCCCCGAAUUUUGCCGGUUUUCUAUACGGUAUCAUGAACACUAUCGGUUGUACUUCCGGUUUUAUUAUUUCUCCUCUGGUCGAGGAGAUAGCUGGAAAAUAUGGAAAUCCUAUCGAAAGAUGGCAAACAUUGUUCUGGAUUGGUGCUGGGGUGUGCAUAGUUUGCAUGAUCGUCUUCUUAUUCGGAGGAAGCGGAAACAUUCAACCUUGGAACGAGGUUCGAAUCGAAACGGAUGAAAACGAAACUUAAUUAUAUUUAAAAUUUUUAUUUUUAUUUUUAACGUUAAAUAUUUCUGCGA